Molecule: messenger RNA, 5088 nt
Organism: Pristis pectinata (smalltooth sawfish)
Lineage: Eukaryota; Metazoa; Chordata; Chondrichthyes; Rhinopristiformes; Pristidae
Product: tyrosine-protein kinase JAK2-like
Biological process (GO): intracellular signal transduction; hemopoiesis; peptidyl-tyrosine phosphorylation
Cellular component (GO): cytosol; membrane; cytoskeleton
Molecular function (GO): ATP binding; cytokine receptor binding; histone binding
Source: RefSeq, a predicted model, not a curated record
CACAGCUAAUGAGAGAGUACAGCGGCCAGACAGCAUGGAGAAGGUUCCAGCUGCUCACUGCCUCGAGCCUGCGAUGUGGAAGCAGCUCGACCAGUAGAAGAAACAGCGUUUUAGUGAAGAGAAACUUUACUGACCAGCUGGAACGAAACAUUUUAUUUCUGGAUACCAGCAUUACACAAGCUUGGGAAAAUGCCUGCUGCUGAGGAUACAGUGUGUGACCACCAGGUAUCAGAAGGCUCCAGCCUGAACGUCUAUCUCUAUCAUGCUAUCACCGAGCAAGGCAGAACCACCCUGGAGUUCCGUCCUGGACUUUACACAGCAGAAGAACUUUGCAUUUUUGCUGCACAGGCUAGUGGAAUCCUGCCGGUCUACAACAGUCUCUUUGCCCUUGCAACUGAAGAUAUGAAAGUCUGGUUCCCUCCAAGCCACAUCUUCCAGGUUGAUGGGUGCACACGCCAGGUCCUUCUAUAUCGCCUCAGAUUUUUCUUUCCCAAUUGGUUUGGCCAAGGCAGCAAGAAAUCUUACCGCUAUGGUCUUACAAAGGAGAGUGCUAGCACCGUUUUGGAUUACUCUGUCAUAGACUACCUCUUCGCUCAGUCACGCUCUGACUUUGUCACUGGGCUCAUUAAGGUCCCAUUGGACCUACAGAUGCAGGAAGAAUGUUUGGGAAUGGCUGUUCUGGACAUAAUGCGGUUAUCAAAGGAGGGGAAGUGGAGUCUGCAACAAAUCUGUGAGCAGAUCAGUUACAAGUCCUGCAUUCCAGCAUCUUUCCGUCAACAGAUCCAGCAACAUAACUUCCUGACGAGAAAGAGAAUAAGAAGGAAGUUUAACAAAUUUCUGAAGAAAAUCAGCCACUGUGAAACUGACCUCAGAUGCCUGAAGCUGAAAUAUCUCCUGGACAUGGGAAAUUUGGAAACAAUGCCCAAUCAGGAGAUCUUUUGUGUGAAAGAUCCAAAGUGGGAACAUCAAGUGCACCAGGCACAUAAGUUCAUCUGUGUCUCUGGAAAACAUGGAAUUCAGUGGAGUACAAAAGAAGAUGAGCAAUGGCAGCCCUUUUGUGACUUCCCCAGAGAUUGUGACAUCACUCUCAAGCAGGCUAGCCGAGAUUACGUCUUAGAAGAAAGUCGAAUUGUCACACUUACUAAACAAGACAACACAGUUUUGGAGGCAGAGUUUCCCAGUCUGAGAGAGGCUCUAUCUUUCGUCGCCCUGAUUGAUGGCUAUUACAGACUGACUGCUGAUGCUCACCAUUACUUCUGUAAAGAAGUGGCUCCCCCAAAGCUGUUGGAUCACAUUGAGGACAAUUGUCAUGGACCAAUCACCUCCGACUUUGCCGUGUCCAAGCUAAGGAAACAUGGAAACAGGAAAGGUCUUUACAUCCUGCGCUGUAGCCCAAAGGAUUUCAACAAGUACUUCCUGACCGUUUGUGUUGAAACGGAACUUGGGAAGGAUUAUAAGGACUGCUUGAUUAUCAAGGGGGAGAACUACUCUCUGGCUGGUGUACCACGGCAGUUUGAGAGCUUGAAGUGUCUGCUGAAUUAUUAUCAGAGCACAGGCCUUGUGUCCGAGGGAGUCAACAUUGAGCUCAACACCUGCUGCAUACCCAGAGCCAAAGAAAAGUCCAACUUGAUUAUCAUUCGCGGUAACUGGUCCUCUGAUCUCCUUGUCUCACCUGUAAUGCAACGACGGAAUGUCAAUCAGAUGAUGUUCCAUAAAGUAAAGAAGGAGGAGCUAAUUUGGGGUGAAAGUCUGGGUCAAGGCUCCUUUACAAAAAUCUUUAAAGGAACAAGAGAGGGAAAUGCGGACAAUGACUUCUACCAGAUGGAGGUUUUACUGAAAGUGCUGGACUCCUCACACAGGAACUACUCUGAGUCAUUCUUUGAAGCAGCAAGUAUAAUGAGUCAAGUUUCCCACAAGCAUCUCAUUCUGGUUUAUGGAAUCUGUGCCAUCAACAAAGAGAACAUCAUGGUGCAGGAGUAUGUGAAGCAUGGAGCUCUAGACAUAUACCUAAAGAAAAAUAAAAACAAUAGCUGUGUCAACAUAAGCUGGAAACUUGAGGUUGCAAAACAGCUCGCCUAUGCCAUGAACUUCCUGGAGGACAAGCACAUAAUCCAUGGCAAUGUCUGUGCAAAGAAUGUCCUGCUGACACGAGAAGGAGACACAAUGGCCAGGUGUCCUCCAUUUAUCAAGCUGAGUGAUCCAGGAAUCAGUGUGACCAUUCUACCAAAUGAAGUGCGCAUUGACCGGAUCCCGUGGUUAGCUCCAGAAUACAUUGGCGAAACCACACAUCUGGUUCCAGAAUUAGACAAGUGGAGCUUUGGUACAACCCUUUGGGAGAUAUUCAGUGGAGGAGACCUUCCACUCAAUAGUAUGGAACCAAUGCAGAAGCUACAGUUUUAUGAAGACCACCUUCAGCUUCCUGCUCCCAGAUGGACUGAGUUAGCAAGCCUCAUCAACCAGUGCAUGAACUACCAGCCCGAACUGCGACCCUCUUUCAGAGCCACCAUCAGGGAGCUCAACAGAUUAAACACAUCAGACUACGAACGACUGUGUGACUUGUCCCCCAGUAACCUUCCAAAUACAAAUGACUUCUGGCACUGUGUUGCUAUGAGGAAACAGGAAGAUGCGAACUUUGAAGAGAGGCACCUCAAAUUCAUUUCAAUGUUGGGCAAGGGAAACUUUGGCAGUGUAGAGCUGUGCCGAUAUGAUCCCCUUGGAGACAACACAGGGGACCUGGUGGCUGUGAAGAAGUUACAACACACAACAAGAGAGCACCUUCGUGACUUUGAGCGGGAGAUUGCAGUGGUCAAGAAUCUCCACAGUGAACACAUUGUCAAAUACAAAGGCGUUUGCUACAGUGUUGGGCGCAGGAACCUGAGACUGAUCAUGGAGUACCUGCCGCAUGGAAGUCUGCGAGAUUAUCUGCAAAAGAACAGGCACAGGUUGGAUCACAAAAAGCUCCUUCUGUAUGCCUCUCAAAUAUGCAAGGGAAUGGAAUACCUUGGCUCAAAACGAUACGUACACAGGGACCUGGCAACUCGGAACAUUCUAGUAGAAAGUGACACCUGUGUAAAAAUAGGUGAUUUUGGACUAACCAAGAUUCUGCCUGGAGACAAGGAUUAUUAUAAAGUUCUGGAGGCAGGAGAGAGUCCAAUCUUUUGGUAUGCUAUUGAAUCUCUGUCAGAGAGCAAAUUCUCCAGAGAGUCAGAUGUGUGGAGUUUUGGUGUUGUGCUUUACGAAUUGUUUACAUACGGUGACCAUAGCAGGAGUCCACCAACGGAGUUUCAGAGAAUGAUUGGUUCAGAUAAACAAGGACACAUGGUCUUCCAGAUGCUUGAAGUUCUGAAAACCAGUCGCUUACCAGCACCCCAGGACUGUCCAAGAGAGAUCUACAAUGUCAUGCUGAAGUGCUGGAGUCACAAUCCUGCUCAAAGAUUAACUUUUGUGGAAUUGCUGAACAAGAUGGAGGAAAUGCAAGUUGCUAUUUGCUGACAAGUGCUGCUUUUGGAAAGCAUUCACUUCAGGGCCUGUGGAAUGCUGUUCCCUGCAGCUUGGAAUCAACACAAAAUGGCUCAAAAGAAACAGUGUUUGCCUUGUGAAACUGUUGAAUUGUCUCAGGGUGCUACACCAGUAUUGCUAUGCAGUGCACCAUGGGAUCUUCAGAUUGCUCAUUUCCUCAAACUGCAUCUUCACAUCAAAUCUGAACUUUGGAGGCAUUAGACAGGACUAAAUCAUCUUAUCAUCUUCCAUGCUUUUGCAUUGCUUUCAUGACUUUGAAAUAGUUGAGCUCACUCGCUGAGAAAGAGCAGCAAGAGAUUGGGGAGCUGUAUUGGCAACAUGAAGUUUAUAGAAUUUAUCAUCUGCUGCAAAACAUUCAACCUGGUGAUACCUUCCUAGGCACAAAAGCUGGGAAAGGGAAGGCUAAUGGAGCUAUGCUUGGAAAGGACAAGAGCAAAACCAAGGUGUUGGGUACGUGUUGGGGGUGGGAUGAGGGAAUUUAAAAGUGGCAGUACAAGUUAGACCAGUAAUGUUGACAGAGGACUUCAUGAUCUGUCAUUGUUCAGUUGAAAAUGGGAAAUCUCAUUAAAAUGCAAACUGUUGGCAUCAUAGGGUUUUGACAUUGUCAUAUUGUGAAGUGUAGGCCGAAAUUACCUCUUUUUAAUGCAGCAUGCAAUCUUUCCACCAAGUAUGGUAUGACAUCUACUUGGGUUCUGAAAUGCCUGAUAUUUUAUACAAACAAUCUAAAUUAGAAAUUGGACCCAUUUGAGACAUUUUUUUAAAUGCAGAAACUACAUCAAAAAGUGGUUUUAGCAAAGGUAAAUCAGUUCAGUCACCAUUUCUGGGUCAAUAGCUGCCCAUCAGAUAUUGACCUGGAUACUUAGAAUGAUAGGUAUUUCACAAUUCAGAAGGAGACUAUUUGUUCCAUUGUGAUGGUGCUGGUUAAUAAAAAGUUGUCCAACCUAAUACCAUUUAUAUCAAGGCAAUGUUUGACCAAAUGUGGCCUUAAUGAAGACGUAAAAGACUAAAGUCACCUCAAUAUGGAGCAAAAAACUACUGGACAAACUCAGCAGGUUGAGCAGCAUCUGGGGGCAGAAGGAAUUGUCAAUGUUUCAGGCUGAGACCCUACAUCAGGAGUGAGAGUGGAGCGAGAAGAUGGACAAUAGAAAAAGGAGAAGGGAAAUGAAACAGGUGCCAGUAGGUGAAAGGUGGACUGUGGAGGGGUGAGGGAUAAUGGCAUAUGGAUCCAAGUUAGGAGUGCGGAGUUGGAAGACAGAGGCAGGUGGAUGAUAAGUGAGAGCAGACAAGAGAAAAAAGGACAGAUGGAGCCAGGUGAGGGGAGAGUGAAGGAGACAACAGCUGGAGGGAGAUAAGCAGAACAUAAAGGGUUACCAGUGCUGGAAUCUGAUAAGCAAGGAAGGUGAUAAUGAGGACCAUUAGGAGAGAGGUGAAGGGCAGAUGGGGGAGGAGAUCUGACAAAUGAAAUGUGAGCAGUAAGUGGAUGGAACCAGGGAAACUAUGAUUACUGUUGCAGUCUUUAAAUUGUACCUGCUUCUUGAUCUCAGCUACACACAACGAAUAAAUAAAUCU